This is a messenger RNA of Varanus komodoensis (Komodo dragon), 2962 nucleotides long. RefSeq names its product phosphatidylinositol glycan anchor biosynthesis class M (gene PIGM). The transcript has 4 exons. Gene Ontology annotation, molecular function: GPI mannosyltransferase activity; alpha-1,4-mannosyltransferase activity. Bases 322 to 1215 code for a protein of 297 amino acids. Lineage: Eukaryota; Metazoa; Chordata; Lepidosauria; Squamata; Varanidae. Gene Ontology annotation, biological process: GPI anchor biosynthetic process. The record is from RefSeq and is a predicted model, not a curated record. Gene Ontology annotation, cellular component: glycosylphosphatidylinositol-mannosyltransferase I complex; membrane.
CAGCGUCAGUCAUUGGCUCCUUUCCGGGAGGGCUUCGCUUUCGGUCACUUCGUGGGAGUCCCAGAAGUGAACGGCGGCCAUGCACAUUCUGGAAAAAGGAAAGGGAUGUGUGGGUCUGGGCCUUUUUGGGGUACCUAAGCAGAGUUCCUCUUCAGAUUCUCUCUCUGUCUUUCUCUCUCAUAAGAAGUUACGCAUGUGGAAAGAAAGCUUAAAGGUGGACUUCAGCUUCCUACUGAGAAACUGGCAUAAUCAAAGGAUGGCUUGAGUCUGAACGAACACUGGGAUCUAUUUCUCAUUUUAAUCCCUCAAAGAGAACUAAAUAUGGCAUCCCAUCAGGCAUCAGGGAAACAAAUUCUUACAAGAUUUCUUAGGAAAGAUAUUUUAUUCAGUAUUGCUAUCAUAAUCAGGCUUGUGCUUGUCUUUUAUGGAGUUUAUCAGGACAAAACAAUGUUGGUGAAAUAUACAGAUAUUGAUUAUCAGGUAUUCACAGAUGCUGCUAAAUACAUCACAGAAGGCAAAUCUCCGUACGCACGAGCCACUUACCGUUACACCCCACUCCUAGGCUGGAUCUUAACACCAAACAUCUACCUUUCUGAAUUGUAUGGAAAGAUCCUCUUUGUGGCCGGGGACUUGGUGGCUGCCUAUCUCAUGUACCGCAUUCUGCUUCUCAGAGGACUGGAUAGUGAGAAAGCAUGCGGGUGCUGUGCAUUCUGGCUUCUGAAUCCCUUGCCAAUGACGGUGUCAAGCCGAGGAAAUGCAGAAUCUCUUGUAGCAGGCCUUGUCCUUGGCACCAUGUUUUUCAUGGAAAAGAGGAAUUUAGUGAAGGCAGCUGUUCUCUAUGGCCUCUCUGUACAUAUGAAAAUUUAUCCUGUGACCUAUGCAUUGCCAUUAGCUCUUCAUCUGCAAAGUAACAGAAACCCCAAGCCAGGAAAGACGUUUCCCUUAAAGAAGCAAAAGUUCAGUUAUGUGGGUGACCUCUUCCAGCUUUUCUUAAGGCUGUUCAAUCGUGAUGUUCUGCUUUUUGGGAUGCUAUCUGGUUGCACCUUUGCUGCUCUGGGUCUUAUCUUUUAUUUCCAUUAUGGAUGGGAAUUUUGGGAGCAUACGUACCUCUACCACUUGACCAGGAGGGACAUCCGCCACAACUUCUCACCCUAUUUCUACAUGCUCUACUUGACUGCAGAAAAAAGAUUCCUCGCCGUCCGAAGCUCAUCUUGAAGACAUGCUGGGUGCAGAGAGAAGAGGAGUUUGCCCUUCUGGUUCCUCUGGUGGAAUUGCUUCUGCCAGUGCAAUGGCACUAUUGGGUACAAUCCAGCAGUUUCUACAUAUUAGUAAGAUCUCACAUUUUAAGAUUUAAAAUGAGACCUUUUCUAAGGUCAAGAAAUCUUACCUCAGCUCCUUAUAAAGCUUCCAGCUGACAAGUUCACAAGGCAAAUGAGCUCAUAUUCUGGAGAGCUGCUUUGCAUCAAAUCACAGGAUGUUUGCACACGUUAUAGAAAUUAGAUCAUAUUGAAGUUGCCCUUAAGAUAGCUCAGUUCUCCCGUAAAUUAGGGGUUCCAUUCUCAUUCUACUGUUCCUAAUUUUUUAUCAGAUUAAACAGAAGAAAGGAGACCUAUAUACCUUUCUUCCUAAAUGAGAUAGAUACUGAAUAUAUGCAUUGUUUUUUCUGAAUAGGACAACCCACAUCCUAACUCAGUUUUCAUAUUAUCUGCAUUUCCUGAGUCAUAGGGAGAACCUUUUUCUGCAACUUAGACUGGUGCCAAAAAGAAUUCCAGGUCUGAAUCCUGGCAUGAAUCAAAAUCUGUGAAAUCAUAAGCUGUUCAUGAUUAAGAAUACACUGGGUGGGGAAGGGUGUCUAUCAUAAAUGUGUGUACAGUUAAUGUAUACUGCAAUUAUUUGUUCUAGUUCUGUAAUAUAGAAUGUUUUUUCUGAUGGCCCAAAUAGAUUAGGAAUGGUGUGUCUCCAUUUAUCCUGUUUUGUCCUCGGCACCAUGCUCAGCCCCCAUUGCCCUAGCAGACUCCACACCCAAGAAGCUUCCUUGGCAUUUGAGGCCUCUUGGGUAUCAUCAGAAGGACUUGCAGCUUCCAGGCACAAUGAGAAGAGCAAACGACAUAGGAAUGUCAUAAAAAUGGGAUUUCUUGUUCUCCAAAACCUGAGAGAGAUUUAUGGGGACAUAUGGUUUAGCCCCAGUUCAGCUGGACAGAUAGGUGUGAGUACAUUGCAUCUGCCAGAAGACUGGACACAUGGGCUUUGGCUACAUCAUGGAAGGAGUGUUGUCAUGCUGAGAUAAUUCCAUAUUCAGUUAUCAAAAAUACUGCCAGUUGAAGACUAGAACUUUGUAGAGUUCUCUCAUUUGGCUCGAGCUCCACAAAGAAUUGGAAGGUUCAGUUGAUGCCUAACAGAUUAGUAAUUAUUACAGUAUUCUGAAAAAACACAAAUCUUUAACUGGGUAGUUCUGUACAACUGAAUAAAUAUAUUCUUGUGUGUGCCGAACAGCUUACUUCUGAGUAAGCCUGCAUAAGAUUCCAAUAUCGAUUUUGUACUUCUCUCUUUACCAGCAUAAGUGAUUACCUGAGUCUUUAACAUUAUGCCACCUCUUUGGUUACUACCCCUUCCUCCUUUCAGCAUGCUAAAAGGAAUAGUGGAAUUCAAAAGACUGGAGUCUACUGGCCAUCUUCUAAGCUUCAGAGUGAAACUGAGCGUAACAAUUUUGUCUGAAGUUGCUGCCAUAUGCAUGAAUAAGGCAGAAAAUCCUUCGUAACAUUUAAACUCCUGCUCAGAAUUUCACUAAACCAAUGAAAGGCACACCUCAACAAACCCGUAUGUAGUUUUCCCCAGAAUUUGAAAGAAAUGCAUGAUGUGCCAAGCUGCAAUUUGAGUAAAAGGUACAAGAGUAUCAAUUUUUAGCACUUUUUAACUUGCUGUGUUUGCAGCUAUUUGUGCUGAUCAGAUUGACAUUUUGAUU